GUCCUUUCACUGAAUAUAUAUAUUUUUUGGAACAAAAGUUUUGCCAAUGCAAAUCAAAAUUCAACGUAUUAUUUGUUUUCGUUGUUGUAACAGUAUUGUAUAUAUAAUAAUACAUCUUGCAGGCAGCAUAUCUUGUUUCUGUUUGGUUUCCCACAGGUUUCACAGAUAUCUGACAAAGCUCUAUGAUACCGUUAUGACAGCUUUGUUUCAUUUUCAGAUAAUAAAGGUUAACAUUUUACAAUGACUUGGGAGGGUUCCACCAAUCAGACGUGGCUGUAGUUUCAUGAAGUCUUCUGAUUGGUUGAUCUUCAAAGAAUUAGAGGUCAACUCGUGUAGAAGUCGGGCACAUGAGUGCGGCCAAGAAGACAGGGGCUGCUGCUCCCGGGACGGAGCUGUGUCCAUUUUGUGGAAAGCCGUUCAAGAGGCUCAAGUCCCACUUACCUCACUGCAAAAUGGCGGCAGUUGCCAGGGUAACAGCAGGCUCCAAUGGGGUACCACAAGCAGCUGCUAAAAAGAAAGAAAAAGACAGUAAAUUAAAUCUCAAAGAGCCUUCAACCAUUCUGAAAAGCAAGAAAGCAAAAACGCAGGACAUCUCCAAUCUCCAGAAUUCAGAAAUUCCAGCCCCUAAAGGAAAUACAGAGAUUACCGAGGCAGGGGAUAAAGUCGGCAAAGCAGGGCUUCAGAAAAUGUGGAGUAAAGAGCUUAAAAAGCAACAUAGCAGGAAAGAGCAGACCAGUAUGAUAUCGUCACUCAAAGACAAGAAAACCAGCCCUGCAUUUCCUUCAGCACAAGGCAAUGUUCAAGCCACAGACAAAACACCUGCUAACACACCUUUAUUGAACCUCAACCAAACUGCUGUUGUAACAAAGGUGGAUAAGCAUGGCUUAGAACAAGUAAUGCAAAACCAGGCUGUUCCUAAACAUAGAAGCAAGCAAACCACGUCAAAACUCCAGGCUUUGGAGUUAGCACCCCUUCAGUGUUCAGAAUCCCCCAGUGCUGAUUCUGUAGCAUGGCAGAGUUUGGCAGAUCAAGCCAGAGUGCCUUCCGUUUCCCCUGGGAAGAGAGUGCUGGAAGUUAAAACAAGCGAAAGCAGAAGCAAAACCAGUGUUAGGGACCACACUAAGUACGCUUUGAUGGGCAACAAAAAUACUGCUGGAUUGUACCAACAGCAGAAUACAUGUAGGGGACAGAAUGUGUUACUGGAUCACAGUAGGGACAGCAAGCAGUUCACGAAAACCAACGUGUGGGAUCACAUCAGGGAGAACUUUUGCAGCAGGAAUUAUGAUCUUGUCUCCAGGAAGGGCAGCGCAGAGACCAGUGAAAGAGUCGUCCCAGUACUCUCCCAGUCCCUCAGCAAAGCAGCUGGCUCAGAUUUAACAGCCAGAGGCUUGGAGUGGCUCCCAGAGCUCCACCGUGGGUACCAGGGAAUCGGAUUCUCCAUGCUCCCAGUGAAACCCUCCCCCUGGCAUGUAGAGGAUAGGCCAUGCCUGCCUGAACAGGACAGAGGACAAGUUCAUCUUGCAGAGAGACGGCUGAUGGAGGUGAGGCUGGGGGAGCUGCCCGCCUGGCUGGGGUCUCGGGAGCUGCAGCUCACCACCGGACUGGCAGCGAUGCGCAGAGGCUGGCAGAGGUAUUACAGCAAGUAUAUAGAUGUGAAGAAGGGUGGGGCUGGUGGUGUGGCGAUGCUGCUGGCUGCAUACUGUGUGCUGAGCUACAGCUGGAACUACCAGCACCUCAAGCAGGAUCGCUGGAGGAAGUACCAUUGAGGGGCUGGCUGCCAGUCAGACUGAAAGCUCUGAAACAUAACGUCUGGAGCCAUCGCUGGAUUAGCGAAGAUUCUCUGCAAAAUGAGAUGCAUUCAA
This is a messenger RNA of Acipenser ruthenus (sterlet), 1862 nucleotides long. RefSeq names its product ATP synthase subunit f, mitochondrial-like. Gene Ontology annotation, molecular function: proton-transporting ATP synthase activity, rotational mechanism. The transcript is spliced from 5 exons. Lineage: Eukaryota; Metazoa; Chordata; Actinopteri; Acipenseriformes; Acipenseridae. Bases 348 to 1766 code for a protein of 472 amino acids. The record is from RefSeq and is a predicted model, not a curated record. Gene Ontology annotation, biological process: proton motive force-driven mitochondrial ATP synthesis.